This is a messenger RNA of Limanda limanda (common dab), 1846 nucleotides long. RefSeq lists its product as uncharacterized. Lineage: Eukaryota; Metazoa; Chordata; Actinopteri; Pleuronectiformes; Pleuronectidae. The record is from RefSeq and is a predicted model, not a curated record. Gene Ontology annotation, cellular component: membrane. The transcript is spliced from 4 exons. Bases 105 to 1028 code for a protein of 307 amino acids.
AUAUGGGCGUGGUCUUCUCCACCCGGACUCUGGUCGCUGAGGAUUCUCUGAUCGAUUAAUGGCGGAAUAACCGGACUUCACGCUUCGUUCAGUGACUUCACAGAAUGAGUCAUCAGCCGCGGUCCAACCGGCCAAACCGGGACCGGAACGGGGACCGGGACAGAACCGGGGACCGGGACCGGAAUGGGGACCGGGACCGGAACGGAGACCGGGACCGAACCAAGGACAGAACCGGCGACCAUCGAUAUGACCGCGACUCCCACGACGAUCGGUCGUCGUCUCGACCCCCGUACCUCCCCCGGGAGGACGACGCCCCCCCCAAGCGAGUGCGGGAGGCGCCUCGAGUCGAGCGUCACGACUCCAAGUGCACGAACAUCUGCUCCAGGAGAGGUAUCAUGCUGAUCUGCUCGGUCCUGACCAACGCCCUGGUGCUGAUCUGUGUGAUCGCCGCCCACAUGGUGUCCUCAGGAAUGUCCUCGGCCACGGCGAUGGGCGGAUACAACAUCAACUCCAACAUCAACUUCCAGGGCACGGAGCUGCAGCAGGUGCGGGAGCUGGACAUGCAGUACAGCCAGAUGAGGGCGCCCGGCCUCUACGGGGGGAUCCCCUUCUGCCUGACCUUCGGGGUGGUCUCGCUGCUGUUCGCCGUCGCCGGCAGCAAGCCCCCCCACCUGAUGUCCAGGGGGCUGCUGGUCGGAGCCCUGGUGUUUCAGGCGGUGGGCGCCGUGGGCUACGUGGUGGCCGUCGGCCUCUACCUGCACUUCAUCAUCGGGGUCAACGCCACGGACGUCUGCCAGAGGCGGGAGCGGCUGUACGCACGCAACGGCUACACCUGGAUGAGCUGCGACGUGGGGGGGGCGGACGCAGCCGUGGCGCUGUUCGGCCUCAUCACCGCCAUCCUGUACGCGGCCGGCACGGCGCUCACCUUCCAGACCGUCCGGGGCGUGAGGCGCUACCAGCAGGAGAGGAAGAGGAGAGAGGAGGAGAGGUCCAGGGGUCCGCUGAGGGCCGAGACCACCUCCGUGUGAGGGGGGGGGCGGGGUCUGCAGCCUCCCGACCAAUCAGCUCACUGGAAAGAUUAAUUCUCAUUUCUACAGAUUCUCACCAGGGACUAAAGUGUUUAUUAUAAUGUUUGUGUAGGUUUUACUCCCAGGUCACAGUGGGUUGUUGUUGUUUGUUUCCUCGCUCGUUUCGACCACAGACUGUAAACAAAGAUGGACGCCGCGUCUCCACUUCCUCCCGCCGCACAGAAAUGGAGCCAAAGCAUCAAACGCCGCCAUCUUGUACCGCUUGGGGGGCGGAGCUGCAGUCCCAGCUGUCAAUCAGGACAUUUCAUGGGGUGCAAAUAUCAUCUAAUGGAACUGAAGCUGUUGUUUCUGCACUUUUUAUUACAAAUACAAAGAAAAGUGGGUGUGGUUCCUCCAGCUCCACAGGACCCUCUUCUAUCCGGAAGUUUAUUACAAAUCCUCAUGUGUUAGUUUUCAUCUGUGCAAAGGUUGUGUGUGUGCAGUUCACUGAUGUGACGUGAAGAGUAUUCACCGUUGGAGAAUCAUCUCUCGGCGUCUCUCUGAGGUCAGGACGCAUCGAGAGGAAACGAACAAGGAGCUGAGAAGAAUCAAACGCCACUGUGAACGUUAGGGUCCAGUAUAACAUUAUAAUUAUGUCCUAGAUGAAGACGUGUCCACUGGGAUCAAAAGGGGACGGACACACUAAUGAAUAAGAGGAUUAUUAGCUGCCUAUCAUGUUUUUAAUGUUUUUUUAAUCUUUGUCAGAAGUUUGUCAUGUUGUUGUAUGUUUUUAUAAAGUUUUUAUCCACUCCAAUUAAACCUCCACUAAUGUGACUGUA